GCCCCGGCUGCCGCCCCCGCCGCCUGCGCGGAGUGGUACGGCCCGGCCCGCGUUAAAGCUCGCGGGCGGCGCGGCGGCGGCGGCGGCAGCUGGCGGCGGAGGAGCCAUGGGGCUGCGCGCGGGAGGAGCACUGGGCAGGGCCGGGGCCGGGGCCGGGAUCGGCCGAGGGGCGCCUGGGGGAUCCGGGCCCAGCGGCAGCUCGCAGGGCGGCAGCAUCCAUUCGGGCUGCAUCGCCGCGGUGCACAAUGUGCCGCUGAGCGUGCUCAUCCGGCCGCUGCAGUCCGUGCUGGACCCGGCCAAGGUGCAGAGCCUCGUGGACACGAUCCGGGAGGAUCCAGACAGUGUCCCCCCUAUUGACGUCCUCUGGAUCAAAGGGGCCCAGGGCGGUGACUACUUCUACUCCUUCGGGGGCUGCCACCGCUAUGCAGCCUACCAGCAGCUGCAGCGAGAGACCAUCCCUGCCAAACUUGUCCAGUCCACCCUCUCGGACCUCAGGGUGUACCUGGGCGCAUCUACCCCGGACUUACAAUAGCAGCCUCCUAGGCACCACCCAACACUCCUAAGAGCCCAGAAGACACACCCAGCCUCUGGGGGGGCUGGACCAUGCAGGAAGCAGUCAGGGGCGCCUUCUCUGUGCCCAGGGGGAGGUAUGACUCUGAGCACCUGUUUCACGAGCUGCAAGACCUUGGACUCGUUCCUGAACCAUGUGGGAGCCCCAGAUCCCACUGCUGUGGAAAUGGGGUCCUGUCUUUGCCCUCGAGGUAUUCUUGAGAGAAUGAAAAGGAAAAGAAGUUGGGUUUGGAGAGCCACCUGUUCCUGGCUCCAGAUUCCCAAGGACAAGGCUCCUAUGUUUUCAUCCGUGUAUUUCCCAUUAUGUGGAACACGUUCAGCCACAAGUAAGGGAAAGCCUAGGUUACAGUGGCUUAAACAAAGAGAAUUCUGGAGACAGGUGGUAUUGGUUCCGCACCACCAGCGAAGGCAGGGCUCAUAUCUCUGAUUCUUUUUGGCCUUCCCCUCGUUGCUUGUUACUUCAUGGUCAAAGAUGGCUGCUAUGCCUCCAGGAAUCCUGGAUGUGUUCAAGGAAGAAAGGUGUGGGGACUGGGGGGGAGAAUGGCCAAGCCAGCUGUCGACUUCUAUCAUGAAGUCAGUCCUUUCUCAAAAGAGCUAUUUCCUGUUCUGUCCCCCUGCAUAUUUCUACUUAGGUCUCCUUGGCCCAAACCAGUUAUUGCCACCCCUGGCUGCAAAGAAAGCUAAGGUGGUAGGGAACAGAAUUGUUAUAAUUAGUAGACCAUUCAUCUCCUGGGACUGACACACCACUUCCUAAAAUAAAAUUGGAAUCCCACUACCAAAAGAGAGAGAAGGAAUUGUGUACCGGUUAGUCUUUGCUGUGUAACAGACCAUCUCCAGACGUGACCACUAACGGCACGUCAUUCAUUUGCCUACAGUUCUAUGGGUUUGCAAUUUGGCCUGGGCACACUGGGACAGUUGUGCUGGUUCUGCCCAGUGUCACUCCCAAGGCUGCAUGCACUCAGCUGUUACCUCGGAUAGGGCUGGAUGGUCUAAGGUGGCCCCACUCGCUUGUCUGGCAUUUGGCAGGCCUAAGGCUGGGUGACUUGGUCCUUGUCCAUGCAGUCUCUCCAGCAGGUUUACUCAGGCUUAUAGACAUGGCUUCAGAAUAUCACGAGAGAAAAAGUAGAAGCUGCAAGGUUUCUUGAGUCCUAGGCCCAGAAUUGGUACAACAUCCCUUGCAAAGUUCUUUUGAUCAGAGCAAAUCAUACAGCUGGCCUGGAUUCAAGGGGCGGCAAAACCACCUCUUACUGGGAGAAACCACAGAGAAUUGGUGGCAUUUUUUCAUCAAUCACAAAUGGUUGCAUAGAGGCAAAAUACCGUUUCUCUCUUUUUGCUCCGGGCCUUGAUCUGACUGAGCUGAAGUCACUAAGACAUUGUCCUGGCCCUUAAAUCUACAGGAGGAGGUGAUGGGGCAGGUGGAUCUCUCCCAGAGCCGGGCCUGGGCUCUACCAGGGGCAUCUGUCAUGGUCUGUGUGGUGAGAUAGGGGUAGGCCAGAUGAGACAUUCCAAAGGGGUUUCUGGAAACAAGAGUCCUGGGUGAAGGGAAGAGUGACAGGGAGGGUGCAAAGUGACACAGGCCUUGCUCUCACUGUCCUGCUAAGGGACCUCCGUCCCUGGAUGUUUUCCAAGCCUCCGUUUCCCCAGCUUAGUAACCAAGACAACAGCUUUCCCACCCAUUUUCUGUCCCAGGGAAAGAUGACUGAGGUGACCAAUUUAAUGUAAAUGAAUGUAGUCCUAAAUGCAGCGUUAUAUCCAGGACAUCGUUGGGAAAACUGGAGAUCUGAAUAAGGUCUGGAUUUUACUUAAUAAUAACAUAAAAAUGUCAGUCUCUUCAUUUUGACAAACGUACAUGUAAAAGGUAAAGCGAUGGUGGGGUAGGCUGGGUGCAGAAUUUGCACUCUUUACUCUCUUCGCAACUUUUCUGUAGAUCAAAAAUCACUCCCAAAUAAAAGCUUAUUUAAUAAAAAUGA
This is a messenger RNA of Lontra canadensis (Northern American river otter), 2540 nucleotides long. It is a transcript of the gene SRXN1, whose product is annotated as sulfiredoxin 1. Lineage: Eukaryota; Metazoa; Chordata; Mammalia; Carnivora; Mustelidae. Gene Ontology annotation, cellular component: cytoplasm. The record is from RefSeq and is a predicted model, not a curated record. Gene Ontology annotation, molecular function: sulfiredoxin activity. The transcript is spliced from 2 exons. Bases 107 to 532 code for a protein of 141 amino acids. Gene Ontology annotation, biological process: cellular response to oxidative stress.